AUGGGGAGACUUGCUAUCAGUUUCGCUGUCUAUGCGAUGCUCUCAGCGCACACUGGCGCCGUCCACGGCCAGGGAGGAUUUCUAGGGAAUCUGCUGACGAAUGUGGCCCAAGGUGCGCUGCAAGAAGUGCAGCGAAAACAGCAAAUGCUUGCUCAAGCGGCGUCCCAGCCAGACAUGCCUUCUGUUGCGGAACAAGAACGCAUCGAGGCGAUACAAAAGGCAAAAAUGAACCAGAUUUCUGCCACAGAGGCCCAGGCAGCCGUGAAGGAUGUGGUGGACACGUACAAACAGCUGGAGCAAGACCUAGCGAUGCCUCUGGCAGAAAAGACAUCCCAUCUGAAAACUGAGAGACUUAAACUUAUGCGUCGCAUAUCCACCCUGACGAAGCAGACACGCGCCGCAUACGAUGCCCUUCAUCCAGAUAUGGUGAACAACCCUCUCAUUAUUGUCGCGAAGUCGCCUGAGGAUGACAUGCGUGCGGUCGCAAACCGUAUAGAUGCACAAGGCUCGCUGGAUGAUCUGCAGGGCAUCAUGUCCCCGUGUGCACAGUUUCACAAUGAGCGCGAGGCUCAGAAGAAAGAGCUGCAGGUUGUACAGAGCAUGAACAAUUUGGAUGAAGAGGCUAGAGCUCUCAGUCGCAUGUCUCCGAGUGAACGCCUUACCUAUGAUCGGAACAUGGCUGAAGAAUACGGCUUGAAGAAGGAACAGCUUGCUACGGACAUCAAGCAUGCUGGUAAGUACAACCGGUAG
This is a messenger RNA of Neospora caninum, 750 nucleotides long. RefSeq lists its product as hypothetical. Bases 1 to 750 code for a protein of 249 amino acids. The transcript has 9 exons. The record is from RefSeq and is a predicted model, not a curated record. NCBI's taxonomy places the organism in Eukaryota, Apicomplexa, Conoidasida, Eucoccidiorida, Sarcocystidae.